GUUAAUUAAAUCGGCCCCCUUUCAGAUCAGGAGGGUGGUCGUCCGCUCGCAUGCUGGAUUGAUUGGUAAUCGACUGGAGGGCUAGGGAAUGGAAGCGAAACGGACAGGGGAGUGAAGGAGGUGAGAGAGAGGGAGAGAGAAGGCAGGGAAAAGGGGGUGAGAGAGAGGGAGAAAAAAGGCAGGGGGGGAAGGGGGUGCGAGUGAGGGAGAGAAAAGGCGGGAGAAGGAGGUGAGAGACAGAGGGGAAGAAAAGGCGGGAGAAGUUGGUGAGAGAGAGGGAGAGAAAAGGCAGGGGGGGAAGGAGGUGCUUUCCAGCGACGUCCGGACAAGACGGGAGGGCAGCAUCUUCAGGCUACUUGACAGAUUGAUUGGUACACAGUGGGGCGUACCGCUAUGGAUUGGCAUGAAGAGGGGGCACGAGAGGAAGCAGCAGAAGCGGCGGGGGAGCAGGAGGAGAGAGUGGUCAUGGGGAGGAGCCACCAACGAGAUGAUUGCAAGGAUGGAGGGAGAGACAGCGGCCAAGAGGCACUGUCGGCGAGGUUAUCUGGGCACAAGAGAAAAGCGGAGAAGGAGGAGGUGGGAAGCGGGGGGGGGGCUGGUCGGGACGAAGGGUGCCCCGAGAACGUGACUAUGGGUGUGCCAGCCAAGGAGCAGGAGGAGAAGGAGGAGGAGGGUGAUGGAGGUGGCAAUGAGGAGGAUGGGCGCCCUCAGCAGCGUGUAAAGAUCAAGGAGGGGGGUGAGGGGAAAUCACUCAACGAUAAGGAGGGAGAGGGAGGGGAUGGCCAUAGACACAGACAUAAACACAAGCACCACCAUAGAUCCAAGAAGCAUAAGGUAGAAAGGGAGAAGGGUGAGGAACACAAGAGGGACAAGGGAGAGAAGGGAGAAUACAAGAGCGAGAAAGGACGAGAGAAGGGAGGGGGAGGAGAGGGGGAGGGAAGGAGCGAUAAGGAAAAGCGAGUGGAGCACCACAAGAAGGAGAGGGAAAGCGGCGAUGGCGGCGGCAGUGAGAGAGAGAACAGAACCGAGAAGAAGUCCAAGCGAGGUGGAGAGCACAAAAGCGAGAAAGGGCCCGGGGGGGACCACAGGAAGGAGAGAGAGAGAGAAAGAGGGGGAGGGGAGGAACGAAAGAGAGAGAGGAAAAGAGAGCGGAGAAGUGGCAAGCGAGGAGAAAGAGAGGGUGACGUGGCGAUGCCGGAGGCGACCACAUAUGUCGCCGUGGUCGGUCACACUGCUGCCGCGUCAGCGGCAGGAGGAGCUUCUGCUUCUGCUCUCCCCGCCUCGAUGGCCAAGGCGGGAGCCGCUGAGAAAGGAAAGGUUGUACGGACGAAGGAUGUGAUUGCAGAGGAGAGAGAGGAGGGGCAAAUUUCCGACGAUGGCGAUGACGGGCGUAGGCCCACGGCGGCGGGAGGAGGCGGCCGGGGUCUGAAGACGCCUAGGGUGCCAGAGUCGGAGCCUGAAUCUGGAGAGAUCAAGGAUUCCGAUCCCGAUCCCGACUUGUCGGGUGUGGAGGGAGGAGGAAGGGGAGGAGGAGGAGGUAGAGGAAGAGGAGGAAAGGAAGGAAGAGAGAGAGCAGAAGAAGGAGAGGGCGGUGUUUGUGCUGCUGAUCCUUCGGCGGCGGGAAGGAGGGUCGUCGUUGCCGCCAAAGGGCGCAGGGAGGACAAGAGAACGACGGCGAGUUUUGAAGAAGAGUCAGCGGUCUCGGUCGUUGACCGGACGAAGUUUUCGUUGUUGUCAUCAGUAAGUAAUCACGGGGAAGGCGGGGGGGGGGGUGACGGGGAGAACGGGGUGUCGGAGGAGCUUCUUCUGUCUGCGAAGCAGGGGGAAGGUCUGGCUAUGGCCGUUUCGUCCGCGUCUAGAAGGAUUGAAGCUCCAGCUAUGGCGGCAAAAGGAGAGGUCUCGUCUUCUUCAGCCGGUGCUCGGCAUCGAAAAAAGGUACCCGAUACCGAUGUGAGAGAAAAUGGCCAUGAGAUUUGUGGAAGCAUGAUGGAUAUUGCAAAUGCGUAUGGCUCGCCUGAUGAGGGGGAUGAUGAUGGCGUUAAUGGCUCACCAUCAAAGAAUGAGAAGCAAGAUGACAAGACUGUGAACCGUUCUCGAUCGACCAAGGAACGGACGCGGGAUAAGUCCAAAAGCAGUAGGAGCAAGUCUGUACAUAGCAAAGCGAAUGGGAGGGAGAAAGGGACUCACAGAAGUGGGAGGCACUCCAGCAGGGCAGCUAAGGGCAGCAGUGGCGAGAGAAAAGGAGCCGUGGGAACAGAUAACCAGGACGACUCAUCAGGAAAGGAAGGGGCAAAGGAGAAAGUAGGAGCAGCACAACACCAGCGUAGUUCCAAGGCGGGGCAAAUAUCGGAUAAGGAGGAGAUGGACCAAUCUGAGGAUGGAUUGGAUCGAAACGUUUCCAAAGAGGCAGAGCAGCCGAAGAAGCGGCAAGGAAUGGGCGGACGGAGCUCACCAACUCUUUCAGGAAGAACUGGUGGGCGGGCGUCGCGAUCCCCAUCGGUGGACGGAAGGAGACCCUCAAAAUCUCCUUCUCCGGGGAGAAGACGGCGCUCACAAUCUGCCUCUCUUCGGGUGAGGCAGAAGAGGUCGAGGUCGACAUCGACAGUCAGGCAUAGGGGCUCAAAAUCCCCUUCGGUCAAGCCAUCAAGCAGGCAACAUCAACGGUCAAAAUCGCCGCCAUCAUCAAGGCAUCAACGAUCAUCUCAUUCACCAUCACUCAGACGGCGUGGGGUGUCAAGGUCUCCGUCGAUGAGACGGCAUCGGUCGUCAAGGUCACCAUCUGUAAGACGACAUCGGUCAUCAAGGUCAAGAUCAGCAUCGGUGAGGCACCAACGACACCGGUCACGGUCGGGAUCCCCACUCUGGAGACACUCUCAGUCUCCCUCAACUGUGGUUCGACGACGAUCUCAAUCUCCCUCAGCUGCAGUUCGACGUCGAUCACGAUCCCCGUCAAUUCGGAGACACCGGUCCAGGUCAUUAUCUCCUUCUGCAAGGAAUCGGAGCGAUAGGUCUAGAUCUCAAGAGCGGGGGGAAAGAGAAGUGGAAAGGGGUUCAGAGGGUUACUGGCGGCAGUCUGCUUCAAGGGAUUGGCGCGGGGGAAAUGAUGUAGGUUUCUCACGACAUGACCGGAGCAGGGCGCGUUCCAGGUCCAGGGAUGGAGACAGAGACUUGCCAAGGUAUCCCGACCGCAGGGUAGGCUACUUCUAUGGCUGGAAUGGGGAUUGGACCAGAGCUCGAUGUGGUGGAUGGGGCUAUGACCGCUACUGGGACCGUAGGGCAGACCGUGGACAAGAAGGGAGUGUGGAUGGUGCAGGCAGGGCGUACAGAGAUCAGGGUUGGCGACCAAAUGGUCAUGGAAGGGGCUACGGGGAUGAUAGGAGGAGAGGGGAGGAGGAUCCAUCACGCUCUCGAGACCAGGAGAAUGGCAAUGCUGUGAAGGAGGAUGAGGAGGAGAAUCAAGCAGAGUAUGUAGAGCGGGUGGCGAUGCAGCUGGAAGAAGAGGAAGAUGUCGAGAAAAUAAAAGAGGAACGGAGGAAACGGCGGCAAGCUAUCUUAGACAAGUACAAGCAGCAGCAGGAGCAAGAUCAGCAACAACAACAGCAGCCUAAAGAACAGCAUGAACAGCACGAACAGACAGAACAGCAAAAACAGCAGGAACAGAAAGAACAGCAAAUACAGCAGCAAGAGCAGCAAGGACAACAACAGCAAGAGCAGGUUAUGCGGCAAGCAGCAGAUCAGCAACAGCAGGAAGCUCCUGCUGACAAGAUGCCAUCUGCACAGGAUGCAGCUGCAGCAGCAACUCAGGAAGAGCCUAAAAGACCAAGUCAGCCAACAGUGGAGAAAGCUAAUGCAGUUGACGAGUCAAAACAAGCCACUCAGCCUAGUGUUACCCGGACCGACCCAGCAGUGGAAGCACAUAUCCGUCAACGGUCGUCAGUGAAGCGCAGGGGUCAAAAGUUGAAGGCUGCAAAAAUUGACAUGUUUGCAGAUGACAUUUUUGGGGAGUCUCCAACAGGUUUCCGGAGGCUGGACAUGGUUGAUGGCUUGGUUGCGGAGGCUAGUGGGCUAACGGACAACUGGGACGACGCGGAAGGAUACUAUCGAUUCCGAGUUGGAGAGGUACUGGACAAUCGGUAUGAGACCUUGGCUUCUCAUGGUCGAGGUGUGUUUUCCACGGUCGUCAGAGCGCGUGAUUUGAGGGCAAGGAUAGGAGAUGUACAGAUUGUCGCGAUCAAGAUUAUCCGCAACAAUGAGACUAUGUACAAAGCUGGGCAGCAAGAGCUUGUUAUUCUCAAGAAGCUUGCUGGAGCUGACCCCGAAAACAAGCGGCACUGCAUCCGGCUUCUUUCCAGCUUUGAGUACAGAAAACAUCUGUGCUUGGUAUUCGAAUCUAUGCAUAUGAACCUCCGUGAAGUGCUGAAGAAGUUUGGAAGGGACAUUGGAAUCAACUUGACGGCGGUCCGCGCAUACGCGCACCAACUAUUUGUUGCGUUGAAGCACCUGAGGAAUUGUGGCGUCCUUCAUGCAGAUAUCAAGCCAGACAACAUGCUGGUUAAUGAGUCGAAGAGCACUCUCAAGCUCUGCGAUUUUGGAUCCGCCAUGUUUUCGGGUGACAAUGAGAUAACGCCGUACCUGGUAUCGCGGUUUUACAGAGCACCAGAGAUCGUUCUUGGUCUACCUUACGAUCAUGCCCUAGACAUGUGGUCUGUGGGGUGCUGCCUCUACGAGCUGUACACAGGGAAGAUGCUGUUUCCAGGAAACACAAACAAUGACAUGUUACGACUUCACAUGGAGCUUAAAGGCCCCUUUCCGAAGAAGAUGUUGAAAAAGGCAGCCUUCACUGAUCAGCACUUCGACCAAGAUUUCCAGUUCUGUUCACUAGAAGAAGAUCCAGUCACGAAGAAGGCCGUGAAGAGAAUCAUUACGAACUUGAAGACGAAAGACCUGGGGUCAAUGCUUGCUCAUGCUGGGGCGGGGGAUGAAGACCCACGGAUGUUGUCCAGCUUCAAGGACCUGCUUGAGAAGGUCUUCACCCUGGAUCCGGAUAAACCAGAGUUCCCAGGCCAGCAGUUCAGGGAUCGUAGGGUCAACGAGGGCACAAACCUUGAGUCAGUCCACCAGCAUAUGGCAAGCCAGCCAAUAAUGUUGACUCCCGAUGCAGCACUGCAGGAGGCGCAACUACAGAAGGCUGUAGGAGAGAAAAAGGCAGAGAAGGAAAAGAUGAUUAGAAGAAGAGCAAGGAUGCGGCGGAGACAAGCGGACGUUAGUGAGUUAGAGGGAAUGUACUUGACGGACAUGGAUGCAGAUGUGAGGACCCAGGAGGGUUCUCAAGAGGUCCUAGCGUACAGGUACGGUCUAUACGAAUUUGUGGUGAUGCCGUUCGGCCUUUGCAAUGCUCCUGGCACCUUUCAGCACGCAAUGAACCGGAUCUUACUUAUCUUCAGUAGGACUGUCGAGGAGCACGUUGGUCAUUUAGACAAAGAGCACAAGUUCAAGAUAAACGGGGAGAAGUGUGAGUUUGGCCGCACCCGUAUCUUGUUCUUGGGCCAUGAGAUUUCCAUGGAGGGAUUGAAGCCCGAUGACGCGAAGGUGGCCAGCAUUCGUGACUUGCGGCGUCCUCAGUCUGUGACUGAGAUGAGGUCCUUCUUAGGGAUGACCGGCUACUAUCGCAAUUUUGUGAAGAACUAUAGUAUAGUUGUCGCCCCUUUGACGGACCUGACCCGCCUUGACACCCCAUGGGAGUGGACAGACAGGUGUGAGACUGCUUCCAGACAUCUGAAGCAUGCUCUAACACACUAUGAGGUCUUGAAACUUCCUGAUCCCGACAAGCCAUUUAUAGUCACCACGGAUGCUAGCCAAUAUGGCAUAGGCGCCGUGCUCGCGCAGCAGGAGGGGCCAAAGUUGAGGCCUGUCGAGUACAUGUCCAAAAAGAUGCCCUCUCAGAAGUUGGCUAAGUCCAGCUAUGAGAAUGAGCUCUAUGCGAUCUAUAAAGCGCUAACCCAUUUUAGGCAUUACCUCCUUGGGCGAUUUUUCUACGUCAGGACUGAUCAUCAGACCCUGAAGUGGAUGAGAACCCAGCCUAUGCUCUCUGAUGCGCUGAAACGGUGGAUCGAAGUCAUUGAGCAGUAUGACUUCGAUUCGAGCCGCAGUAUCUCAAAAGGCGAGUAUAACAAAGUUGCUGGUGCGCUGUCGCGUAGUCCAGAUUUCUUCGGUGUGCUGAUCACUGAGUUUGGGCUUGCGGACGAUGUUACUCGUUCUUUGGUGGAAGCCUAUCGCGAGGAUCCAUUUAUGGCCGAGAUCAUACGCAGACUCGAGGCGAAGGACAAAGUGACUUCAGCCGAGUUUGAGUUGGUCAACGGCCUGCUGUUCCUUGAGAAGGCCGGGAAUAAACGUUUGUGUGUACCCAAUUGGGAGUCUGUGCGUAGUUUAUUUCUAGGUGAGUGUCAUGAUGCCGCAGGACGUUUUGGUUAUAAAAAGACUGCCGCCAACUUGCUGCAGCAGUUCUGGUGGCCCACAAUGAUGAGAGACGCCGAGCUGUACGUAGAGACCUGUCAGGGAUGUCAGAUUCACAAGUUGUGGAAGGCUGCAGCUGCAGAACAGGGUACACAGCUGCAGAUGACCUCCGGGAACCAACCAGAGGCGAAUGGCCAAGCAGAGCAACUGAACCGCGCUGUGCAACACCUGUUGCGGCACUACAUCAAGCCCAAUCAGGUCGACUGGGAUGAGAAACUUGCUCUCAUCGCCAGCCUGUACAACAACGCUGUGCACAGCGCCACUGGGGUGAGCGCUAACAGUCUGCUACUAACUUUCAAGCCUAGACUACCCCUUGACUUCCUAUUACCUGAGAACCAGCCGACUGCUGCACCUGGUACACUAGAGUUUGCCUAUCGAUAUGAACAACUGAUGCAACAGGGAGCAGAACAGCUGCACAGGGCAUAGUGAGCGAUGAUAGAUUCUGAGAAUAAGCACCGUCGCCCAUCUACAUUCCAGGUAGGGGACAGAGUCUGGGUAAAGUCCUCAGAACUGGGUCAGGAGCACGGGAUCUCCCGCAAGCUCAUGCCUCAGUACUUCGGACCCUGGGAGGUUCUAUAUAUAGUUGGGGAUGAUCCGGAUGGGCCUUCAUAUGUAGUUCAGAUCCCUGGUCACCUUCGCACUUACCCAGUUUUUCACUCCUCCAAGCUCACACCUUUCAGGGAAACUGACCAGUUUGUCGCUCAAUGCUGCCCCCAACCAUGGAUGGAGAGGUGGACAUCAACGACAUUGUGGAUCACACAGAAAUGCCAGUUGCAAGACCGACAGGCAGGGGACGUCCCCUGAAGCCGAAGCUGCAGUACCGAGUUCGGUUCAGACAUCACACUGAUCCAAAGGAGGAUAKAUGGUUCACACGGGAGGAACUCAUUCAGACCGCUCCACAGGUUGUCGCCCACUAUGAGAAGUUACUGCAGAAAGGAAAGCGCCAGAUUGAAUGAACUUCUCAGAGGGCU
Chara braunii is the source of this 7484-nucleotide messenger RNA. The record is from the annotation of a GenBank genome assembly. Lineage: Eukaryota; Viridiplantae; Streptophyta; Charophyceae; Charales; Characeae.